CAAGCGGUGCUUCCGGGCUUAAUAUUUACGGAAGUAGGCAGAUCAUCAGGAGAAGAUUUUGACGAACAGGAACAUAAAAUGAUAAUUUCUCCUCCACAGUUUAAUUAUAACUCUUUAGUAAUUAAGAAGCAUUUUGUUGCUGCCGCGGGACAGAUCUCAGCUGAUAAGCUGUUGAGACAUGAAUCUGCUUUCGUAGUUCUUUAAAAUCCUGUCACAUUUUAGACUUCUGGGUUGCUUGAAAAACAAUCCAGAAAACAACUGAUAUCAAGCUGAGUAGAAGGUGAGGUUUGCAGUCAGGUGUCGUUACUAUGGGAAACGAACAGAGUGGAGAUGCGGAACAUAAACACUCCGAUUACAGUACAGCUGUGGUGCCAUCCCCGGCCAGGCAGAAGGCAAAGAUGGAUGACAUCGUGGUUGUGGCUCAGGGGACUCAGUCACUGAGAAAUAUCCACAACGACCCCGAUGUGAUCAAGCUCCAAGAGAUCCCCACGUUCCAACCGCUUCUGAAAGGAGUGCUGAGCGGUCAGACGUCCCCAAGCACCGUCUGUCUGGAGAGGCUGGACCCGGCCCAGGUCCUGCAGCUCUGCAUCCGAUACCAAGACCACCUGCACCAGUGUGCUGAAGCCGUGGCUUUCGACCAGAACGCUCUCGUCAAGAGGAUCAAAGAGAUGGACUUGUCUGUGGAAGCCUUGUUCAGCAUAAUGCAGGAGCGCCAAAAGCGCUACGCCAAGUACGCCGAGCAGAUCCAGAAGGUCAACGAGAUGUCCAUGAUCCUGCGGCGCAUCCAGAUGGGGAUUGACCAGACGGUGCCGCUCAUGGAGCGCCUCAACAACAUGCUGCCGGAGAGCGAGCGGCUGGAGCCCUUCAGCAUGAGGUCAGAGGGCGAACCUGCCUCCAAGUAGCCCAAGCUGGACCCAAACCCAGCCACAGAACAGGUGGAUGAACGUGGACCGCUUUGACUCUGACUGUUUGGUGGAACUAACGGCAUUAAGGAAGUAGCUCGUUUAGUUCUGCAUGUUUUCCCAACAUGAGGAAGGAGCAGGGAAAAUUUCACAUCUUCCUCUUGGAUACAAACCAUGUGAAAAUCAUGGCGACACUUACUAAAAAAAGAAAGAAAAAACAGCUGAAGAACUACAGAAAGCUUUUUCUUUUUUUUUUUUUUUUCUCGGAUCACUCGUCUCACUUUACAAAUCAUGGCUGAAAUCUGCCUUUUAGCUCCAGAUCUGGUGUUUUGUCCUCAGCGUCGAGAUCAAGACCCUCUACUUGUGACAAACUGAGAAUGUUCUAGACGGACACAACCCACAAGUCAAAGAGUCAAUGUUUGCUUUGAGUUUUACUUGAAUAGUUUGGUGUGAAGUAUGUUGAAGUAAUAGCAAUGGAUUAAACUAGUGCUUUUAAAAAAUCCGGAGCUUAUUGCAAAAAAAAAAAGACUGACGAAGCUCUCAGUCCGUCACGUGUUUUAGGAUCUCGUAAAGAAAUCUCAGCCUUAUUAUUGUUUUGCUGGCGAGUGACAGCUGAACAGCCCUGCCUACCAACAGGAAGUGGGAAUUAAACAACCGUCUGGUCUUUCCUUCAGGAAACCCAUCAAAUAAAUUUCACUGCAUCUGAUUUAGAGUUGAACCAGAAGUCUUUGCCAUGUUUAGAAGGAUGUUGGCUCCAGUUUUGGUGACCAUAUUAGUAGUUAGUCUUAUGCAUCAGUGGGUAAAAAUUGACGCACAGCAUGUAUAAGACGUCCCGUGGGACGGAGCUCCAUGUUGUUCCCCAAAAAUAGCGUCAUAAUUUUCAAAUACUCGAGAACUGUUUAUGUGCCUAAAAAUCCUUAAAUAUUAACACAGCUAACCUGGUAGGGCCCUGUGAGAAUGGUCGCAAAAUACGCAUUCAUUAAAAAAAUCCUUUGACUCUUUUCACCUCCCCAAAAACAAAUGUGUCGCCCUGGGCUAGUGCCCUUGUAAAGAAGCAGGUGGAGCAGCAGAAGAAACUCCAAAUACUAAUGACAGAGGAACGAGUCAAAGAGGUGAAUUAUACAAGUUGUAACUGUAAAUAUUGACUAGUCACAUAAACCUGUUUUUUUAAUAAAAGCCUUUAAUG
Molecule: messenger RNA, 2088 nt
Organism: Poecilia latipinna (sailfin molly)
Lineage: Eukaryota; Metazoa; Chordata; Actinopteri; Cyprinodontiformes; Poeciliidae
Gene: borcs5
Product: BLOC-1 related complex subunit 5
Exons: 4
Coding region: 309-902 (197 amino acids)
Biological process (GO): organelle transport along microtubule; lysosome localization; positive regulation of anterograde synaptic vesicle transport
Cellular component (GO): synaptic vesicle membrane; BORC complex; cytoplasmic side of lysosomal membrane
Source: RefSeq, a predicted model, not a curated record